Molecule: messenger RNA, 1743 nt
Organism: Epithele typhae
Lineage: Eukaryota; Fungi; Basidiomycota; Agaricomycetes; Polyporales; Epitheliaceae
Exons: 10
Coding region: 1-1743 (580 amino acids)
Source: RefSeq, a predicted model, not a curated record
AUGUCCAAAGCCAAGAAAUUCGGCGCAAGGAAGCAGAAAGCCACGGCUGAGAAAGAGAAGGCUUUAAAUUCACAAGCGGAACAGAAGGAGCAAGAAAGGGAAGCGCGAGCGGCCAAGAAGGAGUGGCAAGAUGCAGCACGAGCGGCCAAGAAGGAGCAGGAAAACGCAGCGCGAGCAGCCAAGAAAGAGCAGGACAAAGCUGCGCGCGAUGAGCGUCAAGCUCGGCGAGAACAACGACAGGAUGGGCAGCCUUCUCUUGAGGAAGAAGAGCGCACUAUGCGGCGGAUCAAUUUGCCUCCGACCAACUGGAACGAUCUCCUCAAUCAUUGCGCAAGGGUCGUCCACAGCAUGUCGUUGGCCAGUCCGAGUGACAACGUUACCGCGCGGACGGUAAAAGCUUUCGGCAAGGCUGUGGCUGCCAGGUGGUCAGGCUAUGUUUCGGGGCUUCGAAGAAGCCACCAGGAAGGGUUCAGUUCAGCUGAUGCGGAAACUGGUCCGUCGACGGGAAAUUCCGCAUCGCCGAUCAACCGGGAAGAGACGGAUACUCCGAUUUCAGCCCCCAAACUGGAGUCCAACGUGGAGUUUACGUUUGAUGAACUCGAGGGCAUGCUUUUCGCGUACGCAGGCAGUAUGGAAACUUACGAGUACGAUUCAACUCUACUCGUCACCAUAUUGGAAUCGUUGGUUGUUGAUGCAAUUAACAGCCCCAAAUGUAAGAAGGUCAGGGACAUGGUGCUCAGAACAAUUCAACAGAUCAAAGAAGUCAAGAGUGGUGUCAAGAAAGAGGAAGAUCCGGAAGAGCCAUGCCUUUCUUCCCCCGAUCCGCGGAUGACUCGCGCCAUGAGUCGCGAACCAAAGACCGAGGAGCCCGAAGAGAUAGGUCUCACGCAUAUUGAUCGCCUUGUCGAUGGCGAUAUUCUUGCAGAUAUCACCCUGCUCUUGGCGGAAUACAAGAAGACUCUCGUGCGCAUCCUUGCUCUCACUACAUCGCUUAGUACUAACUCGUUUUCUGGCACUCGGACACAGAGCAAUGACGGUAAGGACUUCGCGAAGCUUGACGCAGUGAUGAAUAGCCUCUGGAUGUGUCCGCCGGCCCCAAGCUUCGAUCCGAAGCAGCCUCCUCGCGAUCUGGAGGAGUUCAAGGCACGCAUCGCACCUUGGAUUCUGAAGGCGAUUGAGCGCCUCUCUCGGGCAACCACUCGCUAUGAGGCGAGCCUUGACGCUGUGGUUGGCUCGCUUCUGGCGUGCAAUUUUACCGCCGACGGGGGGUUCUCUCUCCGCGCGCAAUGGAAGCUCAACGAGCCGUUGUAUGCAUGUGCUGAUACUAACACUGUCUCCAUCGGCCGCGACUCUUUGGAGCGAGAAGUUACCGACAACUUCAUCAUUCCGGAGUUCGUCAUCAUGUGCGUUGAUGACGGCGGCAGGAUCAUCAACGUCAUCCUUGUUGUCGAGGACAAGCGUACCGACAAUCCGGUUCCCCAGCUUCGGAACUACGCCUUGAGGCUCAAAGAAUAUCACGAUCUCGUCGGUCUUGGCUGUCGUCUGGCGCCUGCGACUCAGGGCGACGGCGUUCAAGCUCUCAUCUGCCGUUACGAUAUCAAAGAUGAAUUUGGUCCUCAAUACAAGACGAAUGAUGACGCAAGCUUCUGGUAUUCGAUCACCAACGAUUUCAUCCUCGAGACUCUCUUCGACCUCUGCGUCGCGAACUGGCGCUUGGCCGAUAAUAAAGUGAAGGCCACCUAG